UACCAGUCUCGUACAAUCAAGGAUGAAAUUUAUUGUAAAGUUUAGAAUAUAUAUUAGAAUCGUGCAAGCUUAUAUUUUAAAGUUCGUAUAAACUAAUAUUGCGUUUUGCAUUACUUAAGUUGUACUUUUCGAGAGUACAUUUUGCAGACACAGAUAUAGGAACGCAAUUCAAAUAAAAUAUAUAAACGCCUGUUUUACAAAAGUUUUCACUUGAAAAGAAAAAAAUAGCGACUCAAGUGGUGGCGAUUCUGAAAGUUUUGUUGUUGGUUUUGUUUGUUGAGUUGACCAGAUGUACAGAUCCAAACGUCUAUUGGUCGAUGGACAAGACGUUGGGGAACCAAAUUACACCAGACAUUGGGAAUGUGACGAUAUUUACUUUCAACACUGGAGGAUCAUUCGUGAACGGUUACAAUGGCAAUGCGUUACGUCUGUACCAAACAAGCGACACAUUCAAUGGAGUCGCGGCCGUCCCGGAUGAGUGCGUAUUCGAACCAGCCAACCAAUGCAAUGGAGGAUUAACAGUAGCCGCGUGGUUGCGACCGCAUGCGUGGGCUGCUGAUACAAUCGUUAUAACAACGGGUAAACCCCCCCUAUUGGUCCCCGGAUUCACCAUUUAUCCGCGAACGUCAAUAUUUCAACGAGAGAUAAUUGCUGACGUCAUAUCGUCCAGUGGCACCAGAUCCACUGCCACCAUUGAUAGAGAUCUUAUACCUUUGGACACGUGGACGCAUUUAACCAUGGUGUGGCAUGAAACAACUGGUAUAAAGAUGUACAUCAACGGCACCGAGCCAACAUACAUUGGCUCACCAGCGUCAUCUACCGUCAGCUUAUCAACCAGUUUAAACGAGCUAAAAUUCACAUUCGGCAGUUCGUUACAACAACUCGAUUUCGAUGAAGUAAAGUUAUGGUACAACCCACUAACCCCUACCCAAGUAAUGCGGGCGGUCACCAAUGUGCCAACAACAACAACAACAACAACAACAACAACAACAACUACAACAACAACACCAGCAACGACAAGAACAACAACAACACCCGCUACCACACGAACAACAACUAACUCAGGAAACAUAGUAAAGAUCUGCCCCAACACGGUGGCGAAGGUGCUUGCUUUAGCGUAUGCUGUGGGUGUUGUAUAAAGUGUGAAGACGAGGAGAUGAUUAGAUGUAGAAACUGGAAUAUUUUUUUGUUUUGCUUAUCUGAUUCAAC
This is a messenger RNA of Ciona intestinalis (vase tunicate), 1209 nucleotides long. RefSeq lists its product as uncharacterized. NCBI's taxonomy places the organism in Eukaryota, Metazoa, Chordata, Ascidiacea, Phlebobranchia, Cionidae. The record is from RefSeq and is a predicted model, not a curated record.